GCCGCGGCCGCCGCCUGGCGCUGCCGACACUGCUCUCGCUGCUCACCUGCUCCCUGGCUUUGGCUUUGGUUUCUGAAGAUGUGAAGAAAGAGGCCAAACAGUCUAAGAAUUUGGAGAAAAGUGAUAUAUCAAAGAAAAAUGACAUAGAUUUAAAAGAAAUUGUAUUUGUCAUCCAGAGUCAAAGUAAUUCUUUUCAUGUGAAGAAAGCAGAACAGUUAAAACAAAGCAUCUUAAAGCAGUCUGCAGAUCUUACACAGGAGAUGCCCACAGUCCUCCUCCUGCACCAGCUGGCUCAGCAGGAAGGCGCGUGGACCAUACUUCCAUUGUUACCGCACUUUUCUGUAAUGUAUAGCAGAAAUUCAUCAUGGAUUUUCUUCUGUGAAGAAGAGACAAGAAUACAAAUUAUACAACUCUUAGAAACACUCAGAAGAUAUGACCCAUCAAAGGAAUGGUUUUUAGGAAAAGCAUUACAUGACGAAGAAUCUACAAUAAUUCACCAUUAUGCCUUUUCUGAAAAUCCUACAGUAUUUAAAUAUCCAGACUUGGCUGCCGGCUGGGCCCUUAGUAUCCCACUGGUAAACAAGCUGCUCUACGCUUCCGCUUCCUCACCUGCUGCAAAAUGA
Messenger RNA from Odocoileus virginianus texanus, 623 nucleotides. NCBI's taxonomy places the organism in Eukaryota, Metazoa, Chordata, Mammalia, Artiodactyla, Cervidae. The record is from RefSeq and is a predicted model, not a curated record.